AUGGAAAACACAUCCCUUCCCAGCCUGAUGCAGUUGCUGAACGGCUCGAUGAACCAGACCCAGGACAUGGAGAGGAUGCCGCAGAAUUCCCUCCAGUACCAGGUGGUCACCAUACUAUUAGUGCUGCUGAUCUGCGGAGUUGGAAUAGCUGGGAACAUCAUGGUGGUCCUGGUGGUGCUGAAAACCAAACACAUGCGAACUCCCACCAACUGUUACCUGGUCAGCCUGGCCAUAGCCGACCUGAUCGUGCUCCUGGCAGCUGGUUUGCCCAACAUCACCGAGAGCGUGGCUGCCACCUGGGUGUACGGAUACACGGGCUGCCUGUUCAUCACCUACCUCCAGUAUCUGGGUAUCAACGCGUCCUCUUGCUCCAUCACCGCCUUCACCAUUGAGCGCUACAUUGCCAUCUGCCACCCCAUCAAAGCCCAAUUCAUCUGCACCGUGUCCCGAGCCAAGAAGAUCAUCGCUUUCGUGUGGGCUUUCACGUCAGUGUACUGCGUCAUGUGGUUCUUCUUGCUGGACAUCAAGGAGGUCCUGUAUGCUGACGGUGUCCGUGUGGCCUGUGACUAUAAAGUCUCGAGAAACCAUUACUUGCCCAUCUACUUUCUGGACUUCACCAUCUACUACGUGAUUCCCUUGUUCCUCGCCACUGUUCUCUAUGGACUCAUCGCUCGGAUCCUGUUCCUGAACCCCAUCCCCACCACACCCCAAGACACCGAGAGGAUGGGCAACAACUCAAUUCACCAGGGCCGCAGCUCCAACACCAUCAAGAUGUCCUGUCAUCGGAACAAGAACGCUCAGUCAUCAAGGAAACAGGUCACGAAAAUGCUGGCAGUGGUGGUCAUUCUGUUCGCCCUCCUGUGGAUGCCCUACAGAACAAUAGUGGUCGUCAAUUCGUUCAUGAAUCCGCCUUAUUUGAACACCUGGUUCCUGCUGUUCUGCAGGAUGAGCAUUUACUUGAACAGUGCUGUCAACCCUGUCAUUUACAACCUGAUGUCUCAGAAAUUUCGAGCCGCCUUCAAGAAACUCUGCAAAUGUAAACAGACACGGGCGGAGAAACCUACUGCGUAUAACGUUCCUGUUUACUACAACGUGAUAAAAGAUUCAUCGCAUGAAAGCCCCGACCAUGACGUGACAGAGCAAGAGGAUGUCAAUGGGUACCCUGUUUCUGACAAGCAAGGCAACUUCAGUCAUUCUUGUACUGACUCUAGUACAAGUGUCGCUUGA
Molecule: messenger RNA, 1227 nt
Organism: Callorhinchus milii (elephant shark)
Lineage: Eukaryota; Metazoa; Chordata; Chondrichthyes; Chimaeriformes; Callorhinchidae
Product: thyrotropin-releasing hormone receptor-like
Exons: 2
Coding region: 1-1227 (408 amino acids)
Biological process (GO): phospholipase C-activating G protein-coupled receptor signaling pathway
Cellular component (GO): membrane
Molecular function (GO): thyrotropin-releasing hormone receptor activity
Source: RefSeq, a predicted model, not a curated record